GCUAGACAGAGAGAGAGAGAGAGAGAGAAAUGGCGCCUCGAUGCUGCGCUCACUGAGGCAGUGUUUGGAGCCGGUUAGAGAGAUUCAGUAAGGGCAGACAAAAGAAAAAACAAACAUGGUGAACACAAGGAAAAGCUCACGGCCAGGGAGCGGUCCCUUCAUCUCCUCCAGGACUAGGUCGUCGUCGAGAAACGAGCGAAACUCUGAGGAACAUAAGGAGCCCAGUAGUGAUGUGAGCAGUCCCAGCAGCCCCAGGUUAGCUCCCCCUUCCAAGCGGACACGGCGGCAGACCGCCUCUGAGCCCAGCUCCAGUGAUACCUCCCCAUCUCCUCAAACGAAGGGCCAGAGGGUCAGCUGGGACAUUCCCACCUACCGCACCAGGCUGUCUUCUCGCAUAAUGCAAAACGGGCACGCCCAUAUGAGUCACCGGAAUGAGGAUAGUGGAGGUGGAGACCACUCUCACAUGAAUGGUCAUGUGGAGCUGAAGAGGAGCUGCCGGGUGAAGAAGAGCCAAUUUGAACACCUCAAUCAGAGCCUGCUGUUUGACCAGCUGGUCAACAGCACUGCUGAGGCUGUCCUUCAGGAGAUGGACAACAUCAGCAGCAUAAGGCAGAACCGUGAGGUGGAGCGACUUCGCAUGUGGACUGGAGACACUGAAGAGGAAAACAUGGACAUGUAUUCGCGGGUGAAGCGCAGGAAAUCCAUGCGCAGGAGCACUUUCAGCAUGCCUACACACCACAAAGUCAUGAGCAAAACGGAGCAGGAGGAGGAAGAGGAGGAAGGCACGGAAGAAUCUCAUGGUGAGGAAGAGGAGGAGGAUGCAGAGGAUGACGAUGAAGACGAUGAAGGAGAUGAAGUGGAAGAGGCAGGAGAGGAAAAUGACAGACCAUACAACCUGAGGCAGCGUAAGACGGUGCAGAGAUAUGAGGCACCACCUAUUGAGCCUGUGAACAGAAAACAGAGCAACCCCUCACUUUUUGACACCCACAGAUCCCCAGCAAGAAGAAGCCAUAUAAGAGUGAAGAAACAUGCCAUUCACAGCAGCGACACCACCUCGUCUUCUGAUGAAGAGCGGUUCGAGCGGAGAAAAAGCAAGAGCAUGACCCGGGCUAGAAACAGAUGUCUGCCCAUGAACUUGACUGCAGAAGACCUGGCUAGUGGGGUGCUGCGUGAUCGGGUGAAAGUGGGUGCCAGCUUGGCUGAUGUGGAUCCCAUGAACCUUGAUAGCUCUGUGAAAUUUGACAGUGUGGGUGGCCUCAGUAAUCACAUUCAGUCACUAAAAGAGAUGGUAGUGUUCCCUCUGCUUUACCCUGAGAUCUUUGAGAAGUUUAAGAUUCAGCCUCCCAGAGGAUGUUUGUUUUACGGCCCACCAGGAACAGGAAAGACCCUGGUUGCACGGGCACUUGCCAACGAGUGUAGCCAGGGAGACAGGAAGGUUUCCUUCUUCAUGAGGAAAGGAGCCGACUGCCUCAGCAAAUGGGUCGGUGAAUCAGAACGUCAGCUACGCCUGCUCUUUGACCAGGCGUACCUGAUGAGGCCAUCCAUUAUUUUCUUUGAUGAGAUUGAUGGUUUGGCUCCUGUUCGCUCCAGCAGGCAAGACCAGAUACACAGUUCUAUCGUGUCUACUCUUUUGGCCUUGAUGGACGGCUUGGACAGUCGUGGGGAGAUAGUGGUCAUUGGUGCUACAAACAGACUUGACUCUAUCGACCCAGCACUCAGGAGGCCUGGACGCUUUGACCGGGAGUUUCUGUUCAACCUGCCUGACAAGAAGGCCAGAAAGCACAUCUUGGAGAUUCACACGCGGGACUGGAAUCCCAAAUUGGCUGAGCCAUUUGUAGAUGAACUUGCAGAAAAAUGUGUCGGCUACUGUGGUGCUGACAUCAAAGCACUUUGCACAGAGGCAACCUUGGUGGCACUGCGUCGCCGCUACCCCCAAAUCUAUGGCAGCAGUGUCAAACUGAAGCUGGAUGUCACAUCCAUCGUCCUGGGGCCUGGCGACUUCAGCAAGGCCAUGAGGACAAUCGUCCCAGCCUCCCAGAGGGCCCUGGCUCCUCCAGGCCGAGCCCUGUCUCCCACCCUCAGGCCCCUGCUGGCCAGCUCUUUCUCCUUGGUGCUGAAAGCUCUGCUCCGAGUCUUCCCCCAUGCUCAGUGCACUGAUAGGGACAACACACACGGCGGUGACAAUCAACUGCUCGAAGAGGACUUGUACAGCGACGAUGACAAUGAGGAAGGCUGUUCUUCCAUCUAUGAAGUCGAGCCUGCUGCAUCCCCAAAGAGUCAGCUAUCUUCUUCUGCUGUGCACAGACCCUUUCUACAUUUCUCCUCCUCUGCCCUCCAACAGCCCACAGCAUACCGGCCUCGUCUGCUGUUGGCCGGGCCCACGGGCUCAGGACAGAGCUCCCACUUGGCCCCUGCUUUGCUGCACCACCUGGACAAGCUGCCAGUGCACCGCCUGGAUUUGCCCACUCUCUACUCCGUCAGCGCUAAGACGCCAGAGGAGUCCUGUGCUCAGGUUUUCCGUGAGGCCUGCCGGAGCAUGCCCAGCGUGGUGUUCAUGCCGCAUAUCUCAGAGUGGUGGGAGACAGUGGGUGACACUGUGAAGAGCACCUUCCUCACCCUGCUGCAGGAUGUGCCCUCUUUCAGCCCUGUCCUUAUCCUUGCCACUGCUGAGACUCACUACUCACAGCUGUCAGAAGAGGUGAGAAGUAUCUUCCAGAGGACAUACGGGGAGGUAGUAACGCUGUGCCCACCAGGAGAAGAGGACAGGAGGAGCUUCUUCUCUGAACUGCUGCUGGUCCAAGCAGCCAGGGCUCCACCACGCCUCAGGAGUACAGAGAGGUGUGAAGAGGAACUGCCGGUGGCAGCGGCUCCAGGCCCCAGAGUCCUGUCCGCAGAGGAACAGCGCCGCCUGGCUGAACAGGAGGAGAACACAUUACGAGAGCUCAGGCUCUUUCUCAGGGACGUGACCAAGCGCCUGGCCACUGACAAACGUUUUAACAUCUUCAGCAAGCCAGUUGACAUUGAGGAGGUGUCAGACUACCUUGAAGUGAUUCGGCAGCCCAUGGACCUGUCCACUGUCAUGACCAAGAUUGACACCCACAAGUACCUGACAGUGAAAGACUUCCUGGUGGAUAUUGACCUCAUUUGCAGUAAUGCUUUAGAAUACAAUCCUGACAAGGACCCUGGAGACAAGGUGAUCCGGCACCGAGCAUGCAGUUUAAAGGACACAGCCCAUGCUAUAUUUGCUGCUGAGCUGGACCCCGAGUUCGACCGCAUGUGUGAGGAGAUCAAGGAAGUGUGCAGGAAGAGGGACCUCCAGACGCCAGCUCAGCUGACGGCAGCUCCGGGCACUCUGGCAACCAGAAAGUACCACACUGUAGGAGAGGAGCAGGCCAGGAUCAGCACUCAGGGUGAAGCCACUGACAAGCAGUGCACCACUAAUCAUAUAAAGCGCAAGAUUCGCCGGCGGCCGUCUUGGGGGCGGGGCAUCAUCCGUAAGAAGAAGAACUACAAGAAAGGAACAGAAGAGGAGGAAGAUGAGCCCGAGGCAGAAGUGGAGGCUGCAGGGCCCAGUGACUCAUGUUUCACGCAGGAUGAGGAAUCAUCUUGCGAUAUCACAGGUCCCCAGCCCAAUGGCCACCAUCCUCAUGCCCCCUCCACAGAGGAGGAGAGCUCCAAUGAGCCUCCUGUUGUGGCUCCUGCUGAGCCUCCAGAUGCCACUGAAGCCAGAGAAGAACCAGCACCUAAGGAUGAGGAGGAUUCCACAGCCAAACAGGGAGAGUCUGAGAACACAGAGCAACACAAUGAGCUACAUUGCCUUGGUCGCAGUUCUCAUCCCAAGGCGGACGAGGAUAGCCCGGCCAAGCAGGCUGACUUCCAGCCUUUGAUUGAAAUGUCAGAGUCCUCGGAUGCUGAGGCCCAGACCAAGCACACAGAGGGUCUCCUAGUAUCACAAGUGGACUGUGUGAAUGGAAACGAGUCAAUGGACAGCCUGGACUCGCAGAGCCUCAAAACGAGUAGUGAGGCUGAGAAAAGGACUCCUCUGAGCACGGCUGAAGGCUCUAAUGAGCCAGAACAGGAAGAGCACAAAGAUGAACAUGAGAGCCAUCCAACUCAGGAGCACCCUCCCCAGGAUGGGAGGGUAGUAACAGAAAGUGCUGAGGAAGAUCAAGACAAAGAAGGGGGUUCCAAAGUGAGGAAAUGCAAGAGUAACCCAUCAGAGCAGUUGAAGGUAUCUGCUGAAAGGACAGAGGAAGAGCCACAACCAGUCCCUCCACAUCCUCCAGUAGUGGUUGACCACCAGCAACUUUUGGUGCUACUGGAUAUGGUGGUAAAGAAGAGUGAGGGCUACAGUGUGGAGCAGCUGGAGAGACUGUACUCCCUUCUCAGCCAGUGUAUCUACCAGUACCGCAGAGAGUUCGACAAGACGCAGCUACUGGAGGAGAUGGAGGAGAGAAUCCAGCAUUUUGAUACAUUCCUGUGAGAUGGAGAAAAUAUACCUAUCAGGUAGAUCCUGAACAGCCUGGGACCACAAAGACAAACAUAAACUGAGUGAAGGAGCUUCAGAGUGCAGCCCUCGACAAACACACACACACACACACACACACAGAAAAUCCAGCGCCCUCCUCUUGGUGGGAGGGAGCACAACGAGGAUGAGGUUGAGGACAGAGACAUUCAAUGGUGCUAUCGUCUCAGGAACCUGGCCAGAUCCAGACCCAUUCUACACAACCAAACCCCUGGAGGUGUGUCAGUCACACAUGCACACACACCAACGGUGACGGGCAACGCUGGUGCUACUUGGGUGCUAUUUUAUCCAUGCUGCUCUUGGGAUUACGUCUUAACAUGGACGACUAGCAAAACCAACAGAUCGGGUGAUGUCAUAUUGCAACCUGGCCGCUUCUCUUUGGAGCAAGCCGUGCAUACACACACCCCCUGACGCUUGGGUAUGCAUGUAUUUCUACAAACACACACACACUUGGAUCCUCACCAGCAGAAGUGUGAAUGCAGAGUGCCGCUAGAAGGGGGCAGACAAUGUUCUGAAUCACUGAACUACGUUGCUGAGCCCAUCUUGCCCUCGAGUGCAACACUUCAUCAUAGGCCAGUUAUUACCACAUUAUUAUUUUCUGCCAUUUUAGCUACUUGAUUAGUUCAAUAUUUGAGCCACUGUCGAGGACACUCACCCAGAACUAGAGUUUACAAAGAAGUUUCAGUGCAAACACAAAGUUUAUGACGUUAGCACAGCAGGACCAGAACUGGUUGUGUCCUCUUCAUCACAGCGGACAUCAGGUGUGGAAAGCUGUCAGCCCCCUCAGUGUUUGACUCAGAGUUAUUGGUGAACAGGAGUAGCCUGUAGAUCCGCUGUAAAACCACCUCACUCGAAACAUUCGCUCACAGACCACCUCUGGCGUUCACAGUCUUAGCAGAUUGUCAUGUCCUACAUAGUUUGUGUUAGCUGCACCCCCUCCUCACUCCAUUCACAGUAUGAAUGUUUUCCCUCAUGCUCAAGCUGUGCCCGCCAGUUGAUUUUCCUAUCGACACCCCGACUGAGGAACUGGAAGCAGUACAAAUUGGAAUGCGUCUGUAGUUUUGCACUGCCUAGUGUGUGCCUUAUUUAAAACCUUAUAUGAAACUGAUAUAUUUAGCAGGAUUUAUUUACUUCUUGUGACAAUGAACAGGCUCCAAGUUGGGGUGGGUCUUAACCACUGAGGUCACAGUGACCUUGAAGCAAAAAAUUCUCUAUAUCUCAAUGCCAUUAGGUCAUUUAACAACAUAUCAAAAUAUAUCUCAAUUUAGUUUCAACUUCAAACUGGGCCAACAAAAAAUUAAUUGAAGGAAUUUGAUAACCUGAGGAAUAAAAUAAACUAAUAUCUGUGGCCGUGUCUGGCCCAACGUGUCUGAAGCACUUGAAAUUUUGUUACGAUAUUUAAAUGUAUUCAAGCCGUUUUACCCCAGACCAGUCGGGGGAGGUCAGUCUCCACUUGAGCAGACAGCAGGUGUAAGUAGAGGCUGACAGCACCAGCUUUUCUUCAGUUUUUCAUAUGCAAAAAAAAAAGAAAGAAAUCAAAAAAUAAUGAUGUGAGUCAAAUGAUCUAUUGUGCCAAGUGUUAUCCCACUCCCUCAGAAGGUGCUGACAAAACGGUGCCUGUUCACAGGAAUUCUGUUUUAACUAUGAAAAUGUUUGAUUAGAUGGUCAUACAACCUAUGUAUUAUUUUGUGUAUUUGAUAAUUAUUUUUUACUUUUUUUAUAAGAUGCUUUGCUUGCGUUGAUUGUUUUUGCAUGGGUUGUGAAUCCACAAGGAACAAGGCCAUUCUAGGCAGUGCCCGUCACUAUGGUGUGUGUAUAAAGCAUUACAUGAAUUUGUUUUUUAUUUUUUGUCCUUUUUACAUGUGUGUACUGACUUUAUGGAUUUAUUUCAUUCUGUUUUCUCAACACCAGACAAGAGAAGCUGGAUUCUCAUCUGUGGCCAACACAGUGUAUGUUUUCUAACUGCAGUAAAUGAAGGUGUUUACUGAAGCUUUAUAAGGUUUUCAUGGCAUGUUCAUAUUUUUGGAGAUGCCAUAUUUUGAGCAGGUGUAGACUGGAGAAGGCCCUUUCUUUCUCUCAAAGCACUCUUGUCCAAUCCUCAAGACCUCCUGGUGCAACUCUGACCCCAGCCAGCUCACCUCUGCCUUUACUCAGAUUUUAGGUGACAAAAAGCAAAGACCAUAUGCAAACUGGCAAUGACAGGUUGGCACUUGGACUACUGCAGAGAGAAAAACCAACGCUACCUCAGCUUAAUUUAUUUUAAUGCGAAAACUGUUUACUGGGUACAUAAACAGUAUUUUACUCCCGCUAAAAUACUGUUGUGACAUCUACAGUACCAUCUUAGGUACCAGAUCAGUGCAACCAUGGCUGCUGCAGUAAUCCAAGAGUUGUUUAUAUCUCUGAUUGUUAUGUAUGUUUGCAUUUGAGCCAGAUGAUGAUUGCAUAAAUUUUAAGGAUAUUUCAUGGACUGUAUAUUUUAUGCUUUAGUUUCAGGUUCUUUUAAUUUCUACUGUAACUUGACACAGAGGAAGCGUCCUAGAUCUGCUCCUCUUUCAUAUUAUCAGCCAAGACCUUAGAAACUAGAGAGAGCAUUUUUGACUCUUCACACAUCCAUCGCCUUUUUUUUCUCCAAAUAGUUUUUUUUUUUUUUUUUUCCACUGCAGAUUUUCAUCUCAUUAUUCUGAUUAUUUAUUAUUAAACAUGUUUUACACCUAAUAUUCAGAAAAUUGUCUUUUUGUACGUUUGAGAUUUAACAAAUGGGGAAGCAUCACACGUCUGUUUUAACAAUGAAUUGCUGAAUUGCGUAGCGUUUGUGUAGCAGGUUUAUUUGGCGUGUACGGGGGAUUAAAGGGUUUACAGGUCUCUCAGGUUCAACAUACGACAACAUGCCCUUUCACCUUUUCUAUUUAUUUCAUUGUUCUGGUGUUUUCUUUGUCAAAAGUGGUUACAGACUGUGGCAUACUGGAGGACACUAACAUAAAGAAGGAACUGAUAUUUAAAACGUAGUGUCCGUGUAGUUCAUCAGGAAGAGAUUAACUUUCUUUUAUUGUUGUUCACUUUCUGCCAAAAGAGUUACUUUUUAUGGAUUUAAAAACACAUUGGGAAAUAAUACAUGGGUAGUUUAAAUGUCAUACAUUGUGAUCUUCCUUUCUUUUUAUAAAUUGUAGCCAGUUUGGACUAACAACCAAUUUUUGUCUGGUAGUUGAGACUACGUAGUCCAGUAUGCAGAAGGAGAAAGGGUUUGUUCUAUCCUGAAUUACUUUGUUCUUCCCUAUUUUUCACAGUUAAUUUAGUCAAGACUUUUCAUAGCUUUGUCAAUUCUUUUCUUUUGUGUAUUUAACACACCUGUUCGCAAUUGUUACUUUAGUGUAAGUUAUAUUUGAAAUGAAACAUUUACUGUAUUUCUCAAAUAAACUGCUGUGAUAUACUUGAAUAAAAGGUGCAAACUGUA
This is a messenger RNA of Seriola aureovittata, 7976 nucleotides long. It is a transcript of the gene atad2b, whose product is annotated as ATPase family AAA domain containing 2B. Gene Ontology annotation, biological process: positive regulation of transcription by RNA polymerase II. Lineage: Eukaryota; Metazoa; Chordata; Actinopteri; Carangiformes; Carangidae. The record is from RefSeq and is a predicted model, not a curated record. Bases 116 to 4483 code for a protein of 1455 amino acids. The transcript is spliced from 28 exons. Gene Ontology annotation, cellular component: nucleus. Gene Ontology annotation, molecular function: histone binding; ATP binding; ATP hydrolysis activity.